Messenger RNA from Archocentrus centrarchus (flier cichlid), 4637 nucleotides. It is a transcript of the gene sardh, whose product is annotated as sarcosine dehydrogenase. Gene Ontology annotation, cellular component: mitochondrion. The transcript is spliced from 22 exons. Lineage: Eukaryota; Metazoa; Chordata; Actinopteri; Cichliformes; Cichlidae. The coding region runs from base 181 to 2931 and encodes 916 amino acids. The record is from RefSeq and is a predicted model, not a curated record. Gene Ontology annotation, molecular function: protein binding.
GCUGCUGAGCUGUCUCUCGUGGGCCACAACAGCACCCCUGUCUCUUGGUCUGUGGAACUACUUGGCCAUUUCUCCCUAUAAAUCAGCUCCUUUAGUCCAGUAAGCAACACCCCUUCCUACUGAGAUCUUUCAUUGAGUGUGUUUCCGGGACAAUCUGCAGCAAAGCUGUACACAGGGGUCAUGGUCUUCCUUGGGAGCGCAGUGAGGCGAGUGUUGUCAGCAGUGAGGCCUCCUCUUGCUCCACUUUGCCGGGCAAGCACUCGGUCCUACAGUUCGGAGCCCACCAAGGAAAAGAGUGUUCCCUAUAAAAAGACACUCAAACAGGAGGAUGGAGCCUCCUCAGGACCCACUAAGCCCUUACCCAGGUCAGCUGAUGUGGUGGUGAUUGGAGGGGGGAGUCUCGGCUGUCAGACCAUCUACCACCUGGCUAAAAUGGGAAUGACCGAUGUAGUUCUGCUGGAGAGAGACAGACUGACUGCUGGCACCACCUGGCACACUGCAGGCCUGCUGUGGCAGCUGCGUCCCAGUGAUGUUGAGGUGGAGCUCUUGGCCCACACUAGGAAUGUGAUUAGCAAAGACCUAGAGGAGGAGACGGGUCUGCACACAGGCUGGAUCCAGAAUGGAGGACUCUUCAUUGCUUCCAACAAGCAAAGACUUGAUGAGUACAAGCGCCUCAUGUCGCUGGGUAAAGUUUAUGGUAUCGAGUCCUACGUCCUUUCACCGGCGGAGACUAAGGACCUGUAUCCUCUGAUGAAUGUAGAUGAUCUGUAUGGAACGCUGUACGUUCCAAAAGACGGCACCAUGGACCCUGCAGGCACCUGCACCACCUUGACCAGGGCAGCCUCCGCCAGAGGAGCCACGGUGAUCGAGAACUGUCCUGUGACUGGCAUUCAAGUGGGAACAGAUGACCUCGGGGUGAAGAGGGUCAAGGCAGUGGAGACCCAACAUGGCACCAUUGAGACACCUUGUGUAGUGAACUGUGCAGGUGUGUGGGCCACCAAGCUGGGAGAAAUGGCCGGAGUCAAAGUUCCUCUCAUUGCAAUGCAUCAUGCCUACGUGGUAACGGAGAGAAUUGAGGGCAUACAGAACAUGCCAAAUGUCAGGGACCAUGAUGCGUCAGUGUACCUACGUCUUCAAGGUGACGCUCUCUCUGUGGGUGGUUAUGAAAGAAACCCCAUCUUCUGGGAUGAGGUGUCUGAUAAGUUCGCCUUCAGCCUGUUUGAUCUGGACUGGGAUGUCUUCAUGCAACAUAUUGAGGGUGCAAUCAACAGAGUUCCUGUUCUGGAACAGACUGGCAUUAAGUCCACUGUCUGUGGACCAGAGUCAUUCACAGCAGACCACAAGCCAUUGAUGGGAGAAGCACCAGAGGUCAGAGGUUUCUUCCUGGGCUGUGGCUUCAACAGCGCUGGUAUGAUGCUGGGAGGUGGCUGUGGUAGAGAGCUGGCUCACUGGAUCAUACAUGGGCGCCCUGAAAAGGACAUGUAUGGCUAUGACAUCAGGCGCUUUCAUAACUCGCUGACAGACAACAAACAGUGGAUCAGAGAGAGGAGCCAUGAGUCGUAUGCUAAGAACUACUCUCUGGUGUUCCCCUUUGAUGAGCCGCUGGCCGGCCGAAACAUGAGGAAAGAUCCUUUCCAUCAGGUGCUCACACAGCAGGGCUGCAUGUUCCAAGAGCGGCAUGGCUGGGAGAGACCUGGCUGGUUCAACAAAGAUGGACCUGUUCCCGUUAAAGACUACGAUUAUUAUGGAGCUUACGACGCGAAGAUAAAUGUAAACUACAAAUACAAUGAACUGCUGGGUAAAGAGUACACCUUUGACUUCCCUCCGCAUCACGGUGUGAUUAAGAACGAGUGUCUCUCCUGUAGACAUGGUGUGGCAGUGUUUGAUAUGUCCUACUUUGGGAAGUUCUAUCUCACUGGACCUGAUGCCAAGAAGGCAGCUGAUUGGCUGUUCACUGCUGAUGUCAACAAGAAGCCAGGCUCCACUGUGUAUACCUGCAUGCUGAAUAAAAGAGGAGGGGCAGAGGCUGACCUGACUGUGAGCAGACUGGAGCCUGGAGCUUCCAACCUGCCCCUGGCACCAGAAUCCAAUGGUGAUGCAUAUUACUUGGCCAUUGGAGGCGGAGUGGCAGAACACAACUGGAACCACAUAAGAACAGUUCUUCAGGAUCAAGGCUUUCGCUGCCAGCUGACAGACCACUCUGAGGACAUGGGGAUGAUCAGCAUCCAGGGGCCCAAAAGCCGGGAGGUUUUACAGGAGGUUUUAGACACAGAGCUGAGCAAUGAUGCUUUCCCCUUCUCUACACACAAAGUUGUCAAUGCAGCAGGACAUCAGGUGCGAGCUAUGCGCCUGUCAUUUGUCGGAGAGCUUGGCUGGGAGCUGCACAUUCCCAAAGACUCCUGCCUUCCAGUCUACCAUGCUGUUAUGGCUGCUGGUGCAAAGCACGGCAUCAUAAACUCAGGCUACAGAGCCAUAGACUCGCUCAGCAUAGAGAAAGGGUACAGGCACUGGCACGCAGACCUGCGCCCUGAUGACACACCAUUGGAGGCGGGGCUUGCCUUCACCUGCAAGCUGAAGAGUUCAACCCCGUUCCAGGGUCGUGAUAUGUUAGAGAAACAGAAGGAGGAGGGACUGAAGAGGCGCAUCGUCUGCUUCACCACCGAUGAGAAAGUACCAAUGUUUGGUCUGGAGGCCAUUUUCCGCAACGGUGUUCCCGUUGGUCACCUCCGACGUGCUGACUAUGGCUUUUUUAUCGACAAAACUAUUGGUUAUGGAUACAUCCGCAACCCAGAUGGAGGAGUGGUGAGUGCUAAUUUCGUAAGGAGCGGUGAGUUUACCCUGGAAAGGAUGGGAGUAGUAUACAAGGCCAAAGCACACCUCAAAUCUCCAUUUGACCCUGAGAAUAAACGUGUCAAAGGCAUCUAUGAUUGAGAAGGACCGCAUGUGUGAAAGCUGAAGAAAAACACACUAGCUAGAGAACAACACAAAAUUUGGAGGGAUUUGCAACUGUUGUACAAGCAGCGUCUCAAAUGUUGUUAAUUAAGGUCCGGUUUGAUGGGACUGAUGCAAAUCUUCUGUGCUCAUUUUAAGGAUGAUGAAAAAUCUGCAUCGGUUAGAAUCUGAUAUGACUGGAUUGUUAAGGGUGCUUCAGUUUCUCAGCUCCACAUUUUUAUAUCCACUCUGGGUUUGUGAGUAACAAUGUUCAGCUUGAAUUUUCUCAUGCAAGUACUAAGACCAUAAAAACAUUCAAGAGAAGCACUGAUCUCAUUAUCUCUAAGAGUCGAGGGAUUUGUGGCCCAGAUUGCCGUCAUCUUUCCAGAGUUUAACUUAAGGACUUUAAUAAAUGAUGAUGUAUUUUAAAUUAGUUUGGGGAAUAAUAACUAAACCAUCUGUUGGUUCUUUACAUAUGUCAAAGGAUCAACAACCAGACAUAGUCAAAGCACAUGGUUAACUGUUAAUCUCUGACUAACCCUGUCAAGAGAGUUUUCAGAGUAACACUUUGGGUGGGAUUUGAAUGUGUGUGUGUGUGUGUGUGUGUGUGUGCGUACGCACGUGCACUUUUGUUUUCUACAAAGCAAACAGCUGAUACAAGGGCUAAACAGCAUGGUUACAAAUGCAUGUGUUUUUAUCCAAACCUAACCUUUAUUAGAAACAAUAUUAUUAGUCAGGCUGUUAAUUUGAUUUUGCCCUCAGUCAUUAUAUUAUAUAAUACUGCUGUACUGUCGUAGUCGUGUCUAAUUUAUCACAAUCCCACAGUGUAGUGUAUUGGGGAAUAAAAGUAUUCUCAUAACAAUACAGACAUUUACAGAGAGAAUACAGUGAUUGUUGUUUGUGCUGAUAAGAUGACAAAAACCAGAGUUUUGUGGGUGUUUUUUUUUUUUUUUUUUUUUUUUGCUUGUAUGUUAUCAAAAUCUGCAGCAGACACACUGAGUGUUUAUUAGAGCUGGGGGAGAAAGGAAGGAAAAAAACACCCACGGGCACAAUGUGCCGGGGAACCAAGACACUGACGAAGCAGAAUAACAGAAGACAACAGUUUUUCAGAAAGUAGUUUUGUGAAUCGAUCUUUUGUUUUCUGAUCUGUCCCCUCGUGGCCGUGCUGUUUGGUACUAAUGUGCCAAAGCUGUCUCUGUUCUUUAACAGAUACGUGGUUAUUAAAUAAGGAGAGCUGUUAAUAUAAGCACUUUGUCUUAUUAUGAAGCAUCUACGGGAACCUUUUGAGCAAGGAUCGCUGUAACUUCAUCACUUAAUACUUAAAUUUGAAACUAUUGUCUUAGGGUAAGAAAGUGAGUAAAGCAGGACAUCCCAUUAUAAAUGGCAUGUUGGGAAAAAUAUGCCAUUUAUAAUGGCAUGUUUUUCCCAACAUGCACAUCUUUGGUGCAGGACUUAAAACCCUUAAACCAAAGAAAGGAGGGAAAACAAACACCUGGCACGUUUAAAAUGGGUGCUGUUGUUUAUAAUUAUGCUUUGUGUUUUCAUGAGUAUCUACAAUCUGGUUUGACACUUUAUUGAAUAAAUUAUCAGAACAUAAUGUUUUGUUUACACCAACUUACUGUACAGUGAUACACUUCAGACUAAUUGAAAACCAAAGUCCAUUGCAGGCACUGUGAACAGCAGCCAAAAAAAAAAAAAAAAAAAAA